Hordeum vulgare subsp. vulgare (domesticated barley) is the source of this 3442-nucleotide messenger RNA. Its product is annotated as protein unc-13 homolog. The record is from RefSeq and is a predicted model, not a curated record. Lineage: Eukaryota; Viridiplantae; Streptophyta; Magnoliopsida; Poales; Poaceae. The coding region runs from base 129 to 3071 and encodes 980 amino acids. The transcript is spliced from 5 exons.
CGCAUACACCGAUACACGCACCUCCCUCCCUCCCUCCCUUUCUCUCUCCCCACCAGCAAGAGAGAGAGAGAGAGAGAGAGAGGCAAGCUGCCCUGCCGACCUCCGCCACCGCCGCCGCUCCCGACGCGAUGGCCCGCCUGUUCCGCGACCCCCGCCGCGACUCCGCCUCCUCCUCCUCCAAUGGCUUCGCGCCCCCGGCCGCCGCGUCGCCCGCCGCCUCCGCGCUCCCGUCGCCGUUCCCCGACCUCGGCGUGCAGCUCUCCGCGGCCGAGCUCCGCGAGACCGCCUACGAGGUCCUCGUCGCCGCGUCCCGCACCACCGGCGGCAAGCCCCUCACCUACAUCCCCCAAGCGGGCCCGGCCUCCCCGGCCUCGGCCUCCUCGGCGUCCUCCGCCAACAGCUCCUCCUCGUCGCUCCAGCGCUCGCUCACCUCGGCCGCCGCCAGCAAGAUGAAGAAGGCGCUCGGGCUCAAGUCCUCGGCCUCGUCCAAGGGAGGCAGCCCGGGGAGCGGCGGCGCCGGGGCCAAGGCGGCCCCGCGGCGGCCGGCGACGGUCGGGGAGCUGAUGCGGUCGCAGAUGCGCGUGUCGGAGCCCGCCGACGCCAGGAUCCGGAGGGGCCUCCUCCGCAUCGCCGCGGGUCAGCUUGGCAGGCGUGCGGAAGCUAUGGUUUUACCCUUGGAAUUCCUGCAGCAGUUCAAGGUAUCGGAUUUCCCUGAUCCCCAAGAACACGAGGCAUGGCAGGGUAGGAACUUGAAGCUCAUUGAGGCUGGUUUGCUCGUUCACCCAUUUGUUCCGCUGAACAAAUCAGACAGUUCUGCACAACGGCUGAGGCAAAUCAUACGUGGAGCAUAUGAUAGGCCACUUGAAACUGGGAAAAACUCCGAGUCGAUGCAGGUAUUACGCACUGCUGUCAUGUCUCUUGCUGGAAGAUCUCAUGAUGGAACUUCUGAUGGAUGCCACUGGGCAGAUGGUUUCCCCUUGAAUAUCCAUCUUUACCAAAUGUUGGUAGAAACUUGCUUUGAUAGUGAUGAUAGCACUGUGGUUGAUGAGAUUGAUGAGGUGAUGGAGCUCUUGAAAAAGACCUGGGUUAUUCUUGGAAUUAACCAGAUGCUUCAUAAUCUUUGCUUCGCUUGGGCAUUGUUCAAUCAUUUUGUUAUGUCAGGCCAAGUAGAUAUCGAGCUGCUUUCUGCCGCGGAGAAUCAGUUAGUUGAAGUUGCAAAGGAUGCCAAAACUACCAAGGAUCCAAAUUACUGUAAAGUAUUGAGUUCAACAUUAAGCUCGAUAAUGGGCUGGACAGAAAAAAGACUUCUGGCGUACCAUGAAACAUUUAAUACAAGUAACAUCGAGUCCAUGCAAGGUAUUGUCUCAAUUGGAGUGACAGCUGCAAAGGUGCUUGUUGAAGAUAUAUCCCAUGAAUAUCGCCGUAGGAGGAAAGAUGAGACCAAUGUAGCUCGAAGUAGGAUAGAAACAUAUGUAAGGUCUUCACUCCGUACAGCUUUUGCUCAAAGAAUGGAAGAAGCAGAUUCAAAGCGAUCAUCAAGGAACCCUACCCCAGUUAUGUCUAUCCUGGCAAAGGACAUUGGUGACCUAGCAAUAAAGGAGAAAAAUCUGUACAGUCCAAUAUUGAAGACAUGGCAUCCCCUUGCUUCAGGUGUUGCUGUUGCAACCCUUCAUUCAUGUUAUGGAAGUGAGCUGAAGCAGUUCAUAGCUGGGCUUACAGAGUUAACCCCGGAGACAGUUCAAGUGCUCAAGUCUGCAGACAAAUUAGAAAAGGAUCUUGUUAAUAUUGCUGUCGAAGAUUCUGUGGAUAGUGAUGAUGGAGGCAAGUCAUUAAUCAGAGAGAUGCCACCAUAUGAAGCUGAAAAUGCAAUUGCUAAUCUUGUGAAAGUGUGGAUAAAAGAAAGGGUGGAUAGACUCAAGGGAUGGGUUGACCGGAGUCUGAAGCAAGAGACAUGGAGUCCAGGUGCCAACAGAGAUAACUUUGCUCCCUCUUCUGUGGAGAUGCUUCGGAUUAUUGGGGAAACACUAGAUGCAUUUUUCCAAUUGCCCAUACCUAUGCAUCAAGCUCUUCUUCCUGAUCUGACAGCAGGUCUGGAUAGAAGUUUACAGCUUUAUGCUUCUAAAGCAAAAUCUGGCUGUGGAGCACGGGGUUCUUUUAUGCCCGAGCUACCUCCAUUAACGCGAUGUGAGGUUGGCUCGAAACUACUAUUCAAGAAAAAGGAUAAGCCACAGAAUCCACAGCAUCGAGGACCACAAAAUGGAGCAACCAAUGGAACUGAUCCCUUGGGCCUUCCUCAACUCUGUGUACGCUUGAAUACACUUCAGUACAUCCGAAGCGAGCUGGAGAACCUAGAGAAGAAGAUUAAAACAUGCUUGCGGAAUGUUGAGUCAGCUCAGGCAGAUAUUACUAAUGGAUUGGAGUUCAAGUUUGAACUUUGUCAGGCGGCCUGUCAAGAAGGUAUACAACACUUGUGUGAGACGACUGCUUACAAGGUCACCUUUUUCGACUUGGGCCAUAUUCUGUGGGACACCCUCUACAUCGGUGAUAUUGCAUCGAGCAGGGUGGAUUUAUUGUUAAGAGAGCUUGAUCCUAUCCUGGAGACAAUAUCAGGUACGGUGCACAUCAAAGUGCGGAACCGUGCCAUAACGGCAUUGAUGAAAGCCACGUUCGACGGCUUCUUGCUGGUUAUCCUUGCUGGUGGGCCUCUGCGUGCUUUUACCCGGCAGGACUCUCAGAUAAUAGAGGACGACUUCAGGUCCCUCAGAGACCUGUUUCUGGCCGACGGGGAUGGUUUGCCGGAGGAGCUGGUCGACAAGGCGUCCUCCCAGGUGAAGAAUGUCCUGCCCCUCCUACGAACAGACUCGGAAGGCCUCAUCGAGCGGUUCAAACGCCUGAUUGCCGAUUCGGAUCAAACUCGGACUGCCUCCAGGGGCAAGUUGCCGAUGCCAAUGACUACAGGACACUGGAGUCCAAAUGAUGCGAACACAGUCCUGCGGGUCCUGUGCUACCGGCACGAGGAGGCGGCUACGAGGUUCCUCAAGAAAACCUAUGGCCUUCCCAAGAAGCUUUGACGCAUUGGGUGAUAAGCUCAUGACACACAGCGUGUACAUUUCCAGCUGCCGCCACUAUCUAUCACAACAGAUAUUUGCUGAGAAUUCUGUAUUGGGUCUGGCAUGACCCUGUGAGUAACACCAUUGUAAAGGUUCCACAAAGGAGAAGGGGUUUUGUUUUGUCUUUUCUUUCCCCCUUUUUUGGGGGGUGGGGGUAUUUGUUGAUCAUUAUUUGUAUACAUGUUUCUCUGACCCAGUUCAGUUCUUUUGCUGAUGUUAGCCUUUGUGCGGGUGCGUUUGUAACAGAUAUAUCUCCGAUUUCGUUCUGCUACUAGUUUGCAACAGGUAUAUCCAUUUAUCUUUGUGAAUAAGUUAUGUGUUUUGUGUUGGCA